CGUUCACCGCAAUCAAUUCGACGACCUAGCCAUGUCCGAUAGCGAAGAAAACAGCGUCUUCGGGGUGAGCGAGGACCUAGUUCCGCCUGCCUUGAUUAAGUCUGCCGGGGUUUCAGAAGUAGACUUCGACGGCCUGCUGUCGCCACCACUGAAACUUCAGGAAGAUCUGAAGAAUGGCUGUGGUGGACAGUUGUGGCCAGCGGGCAUGGUGCUAAGCAAAUAUAUGCUGAGAAAGCAUAAAAGUGAUCUGAAUGGAAAAGAAAUUAUUGAGCUUGGUGCUGGUGGUGGUCUUGUUGGCCUCGCCGUAGCCCUUGGCUGUGGGACCGAUACAAUCCUCCACAUCACGGAUCAAGAACCCAUGUUCGAGUUGAUGAAGCAGAACAUCGUCCUCAACAACCUCACGUCAAAAGUCUCCGCCAAAAUCUAUGACUGGGGUCAGCCUACCCCAUCUGGCCUGCCGAAGUACCCAGACAUCAUCCUAGCCGCCGACUGUGUUUACUUCGAGCCAGCGUUUCCACUGCUGCAGGAGACGCUCAAGGAUUUGAUUGGAGAAAAGACUGUUUGCUACUUCUGUUUCAAGAAGAGGAGGAGAGCAGAUCUGCAGUUUAUGAAAGUAGCGAGGAAGAUGUUCGAUGUGAAGGAAGUGGAGGAUGAUCCAGACAAGAAGAUAUACUCAAGACAAAGCUUGUUCCUGUACCGCGUCACGAAGAAGGCUUGAAGUAGCCCUAGCAUUAGAGAUUCGAUAUGAUCAGCAAAACCAACCUCAAAAAGAACCCGUCGUUGUGGCGUGGACUAUUCCCUCGUCUCGCCAUAUUUGCUCUAUCUGAAAUACAUCGUGUUACCACAGAU
Paraphaeosphaeria sporulosa is the source of this 849-nucleotide messenger RNA. RefSeq lists its product as uncharacterized. The record is from RefSeq and is a predicted model, not a curated record. Bases 32 to 718 code for a protein of 228 amino acids. Lineage: Eukaryota; Fungi; Ascomycota; Dothideomycetes; Pleosporales; Didymosphaeriaceae. The transcript has 4 exons.